AUGUGUGGGGGACUGAUGGAGAGGUAUGUGGCUGCCAUGGUGCUGAGUGCAACUGGAGAUGCCCUGGGGUACUUCAACAGGAAGUGGGAGUUCCUCCGGGAUGGGGAGAAGAUUCACCGGCAGUUGGCCCAACUGGGGGGCUUGGACGCCAUAGAUGUGGAAAGGUGGAGAGUAAGUGAUGACACGGUGAUGCACCUGGCCACAGCGGAAGCCCUCCUGGAAGCUGGGACAGCUCCAGACUUGGCUCGACUGUAUUCCCUCCUUGCUAAGCACUACCAAGACUGCAUGGGAGACAUGGACGGCCGGGCUCCAGGUGACACAUCAGUUAAGAACGCCAUGCGCCUGGAGCCAGACAAGGCCAAUGGCUGGAGGGUUCCCUUCAACAGCCACGAGGGCGGCUGCGGGGCUGCCAUGCGGUCCAUGUGCAUCGGUCUCCGGUUCCCUCACCGCAGCCAGCUGGACAUGCUGAUCCAAGUGAGCAUCGAGAGCGGUCGAAUGACCCACCACCACCCAACAGGCUACCUGGGGGCCCUUGUGUCCGCUCUCUUCACAGCCUAUGCUGUGAAUGGCGAACCACCCUUGCAGUGGGGAAAAGGACUGAUGGGGGUACUGCCUGAGGCUAAAAAGUACGUCAUCCAAUCAGGCUACUUUGUGGAGGAAAAUCUUCAAAACUGGUCCUACUUUCAAAACCAAUGGGAAAAUUACCUAAAACUUAGAGGGAUUUUGGACGGCAAAUCAGCCCCUGUCUUCCCCAAGCCCUUCGAUGUGAAGGAGAGGGAUGAGUUCUACACUUUCCUGAGCUACUCGGGCUGGGGCGGCAGCAGCGGGCAUGACGCCCCCAUGAUCGCCUACGACGCCGUCCUUGCUGCGGGAGACUCCUGGAAGGAGCUUGCCCACCGAGCCUUUUUCCAUGGUGGAGACAGCGACUCCACAGCUGCCAUUGCUGGCUGCUGGUGGGGAGUUAUGCAUGGUUUUAAGGGAGUGAGUCCAUCCAACUAUGAGAAGCUAGAAUACAGAAACCGACUGGAAGAGACAGCGAGGGCUUUGUAUGCUCUCGGGUCCAAGGAAGACACCUUUAGGGAAUUGUGAUGUUCAUAUCUGUUGGUUUCUUCUUUCUUCUUUUCUGCUAUUUCUUUUCACUUUCUCCAAAGUCGGGAGCCUUAACCUUGGACUCAGAGAAUGUUGAGAAGCAAGUCCCUUCUUUUCAGACUCAUCCUGCUCUCCCUGAAUCUAUCCCUCUUCUUAUACUGAAGAGUCUUUUAUCUCAGUUGAUGGGAUCAGUGCCUCCUAAGCUGGAAAUCCCAUAGCCUCAUAUAUCCGUCUUCAUUUCCAUCAUCUAAUUGUUCUAAAUGUUUUUUCAGUUUGUCUUAAGUUAGGUUCCCUCAAAGUGGACUCUGAGACAAAGAUUGGAGUGCAAGUAGUUUAUGUGAGAGAUGACUUCAGGAAACACUGGUAGGAGGAUGGGGAAGUGAGACCAGGAAGGGAAGGGAGUGAGUACACAGUGUGUUAAUAAGUGGGUUUCCGCUGUGGGCUGCUGGGACUCAGUCCAUCUGGGUCCUCUGCCUAAGGCAGUCCUCAGCAUUGUUCCACCAGCAAGGCAGGCAAACCUUGUUUAUCCACUGACUUCCAUCUGACACUGGUUGACACUCCCAGGGCUAGUAACUCCCUGGUAUUUCCUGGCUUGCCUGUUGUACAAAACAAACCUGAAUGUCUUCAGGCAAAGACUCAGAGAUGCUUGCAGUGGCAAGCUUAAGGUGUAUGGGAACAGUGAGGGGUCUAUGCGGGGUCCUAACAGCCUUGGCUAGACUGUUCUACCUCCUAAGUAUAUUAAAAACCUAUCACCUCUUUUA
Carlito syrichta (Philippine tarsier) is the source of this 1850-nucleotide messenger RNA. It is a transcript of the gene ADPRH, whose product is annotated as ADP-ribosylarginine hydrolase. The record is from RefSeq and is a predicted model, not a curated record. Gene Ontology annotation, biological process: protein de-ADP-ribosylation. NCBI's taxonomy places the organism in Eukaryota, Metazoa, Chordata, Mammalia, Primates, Tarsiidae. Gene Ontology annotation, molecular function: magnesium ion binding; ADP-ribosylarginine-[protein] hydrolase activity. Bases 1 to 1089 code for a protein of 362 amino acids. The transcript has 3 exons.